This is a messenger RNA of Catharus ustulatus (Swainson's thrush), 666 nucleotides long. Its product is annotated as calphotin-like. NCBI's taxonomy places the organism in Eukaryota, Metazoa, Chordata, Aves, Passeriformes, Turdidae. The record is from RefSeq and is a predicted model, not a curated record. The transcript has 3 exons. Bases 1 to 666 code for a protein of 221 amino acids.
AUGUCCCAAGGGCCAAUUGAAAUGUCCCCAAACGUCCCCAGGGCCACCCCAAAUGUCCCCUCAGAAGUCCCAGAUGUCCCCAAGGCCACCCCCGGUGUCCCCCAGGCCCCUCCGGCCGUGGCCGAAGCCCCUCAGGCGGCGCCGCUCGGAGCGUCCGGCCCGGCCCAGCAGCUCCACCUGCACCGGCCGCGCCCGGGGGCCACCGGGGCCACCAACACCCGGGCCCAGCUGGUCACCAGGGCCACCCACACCCUGCUCCUGAUGGUCACCAGGGCCACCAGACCCCACCUGACCACCAGGAUUGUCACCCCCGUGGCCACCACUGACCCUGCAGCCACAGCCCCCGUGGCCACCAGCCCCAUCUUGGUGGCCACCACCCUCUUUGUGUCCAGUGGCCCCAAGGCCACCACCCUCAGUGUCCUUACGCUGGUGGCCACUGACCCCUUGACCACCAGCCCAGUGGCCACCAAGCUCAUCCUGGUGGCCACCAACCCCUCGACAACAACCCUCAAUGUCCCUGCUUUGGUGGCCAUCAACCCCUUGACCAUUCCCCCAGUGGCCACCACCCCCUUGACCACCACCCCACUGGUCACUGGUCCCUUGACCGCCACCUUCACAGUGGCCACUAACCCCAUCCUGGCGGCCACCAAGCCCAUCCUGCCUUGA